UCAGCUGUGCCAGUCCCUGCAGGCUGCUUGGCUCUCUGGUGCACAGGUCUCCUGGCAGUGCCAGUGAAGAACGUAAAUCGGCGCUCGCUCCAACAGCGUCCUAUAAAUGCUCUGCCUUCUCUCUUUUUCCUAGUUGGCACGGCACAGAUCACCAACGAUUAUUUUCUUAGCAAUCUUUGGAUCGAAAUUGCAUCGGUAACAACAAGGGAUGCUCGCAGAGCACAGGGAGAACAGCAGGGCUGGCUUCGGCCUCAAGAAGCCUCUGAAAAUGAAUAUGGUGAAGAGGAUCAUGGGGAGGCCGCGGCAGGAGGAGUGCAGCCCACAGGACAACGCGCUGGGACUCAUGCACCUGCGUCGCCUCUUCUCCGAGCUCUGCCACCCACCGCGACACAUGACACAAAAAGAGCAGGAGGAGAAGCUCUACAUGAUGCUGCCUGUUUUCAACCGGGUGUUUGGGAACGCUCCACCAAACACGAUGAAUGAGAAGUUUUCAGACCUGCUGCAGUUCACCACUCAAGUGUCCAGGCUGAUGGUGACUGAGAUCAGACGGAGAGCGUCCAAUAAAUCAACAGAGGCAGCCAGCAGAGCCAUUGUCCAGUUUCUGGAGGUAAAUCAGAGCGAGGAGGCGAGCCGGGGCUGGAUGCUCCUGACCACCAUCAACCUGCUGGCUUCUUCGGGACAGAAAACAGUGGACUGUAUGACCACUAUGUCGGUGCCCUCCACACUGGUGAAGUGUCUAUAUUUGUUUUUUGACCUGCCCCAUAUGCCCGAGGUUCCUGCUGCCACCCAGACUGAGCUUCCUCUGGCGGACCGCAGAGCUCUUCUUCAGAAAGUCUUUGUCCAGAUCCUUGUGAAGCUGUGUAGCUACGUGUCUCCAGCAGAAGAGCUGGCCCAGAAGGAUGAUCUACAGCUGCUCUUCAGUGCCAUCACCUCCUGGUGUCCCCCCCACAACCUUCCCUGGAGGAAGAGCGCCGGAGAAGUGCUUACCACCAUCUCCAGAUAUGGGCUCAGCGUUAACGUCGUCAAGUACAUCCACGAGAAAGAGUGCUUGUCAACGUGCAUCCAGAACAUGCAGCAGUCAGAUGACCUCUCUCCUCUGGAGAUUGUGGAGAUGUUUGCUGGGCUCUCCUGUUUUUUGAAGGAUUCGAGUGAUGUCUCUCAGACACUCCUGGAUGACUUCCGCAUGUGUCAGGGUUACACCUUCCUCAUAGAUCUUAUGAUCAGGUUGGAGCAGGCCAAAGAGGAUGAAUCCAAAGAUGCUCUAAAGGACCUGGUCAACCUGGUGACCGCUCUGACCACAUAUGGUGUCAGCGAGCUGAAGCCAGCUGGUCUCACCACCGGAGCACCCUUCCUGCUUCCAGGUUUUGUGGUUCCACAGCCUUCUGGGAAAGGCCACACAGUCAGAAACAUCCAGGCUUUCUCUGUGCUUCAGAAUACCUUCUUGAAGGCCAAGAGUGGUCGAUUAGCACGUAUGAUCCUUGAAGCCAUUGCCAACAUAUACGCUGCCGACUAUGCCAACUAUUUCAUCUUAGAGGCACAGCACACGCUGUCGCAGUUUGCAGAGCGAGUACCAAAGCUACCGGAGGUGCAGUCCAAGUACUUUGAGCUACUGGAGUUUGUUGUCUUCGGGCUUAAUUACGUACCAUGCAAAGAGCUUUUUAGCGUUAGCGUGCUGUUAAAGUCCAGCACUUCUUACGGAUGCAGCAUCACAGCCACUCGCACUCUUCUCAAGCUCGGCCGCCACCACCCUGUCUUCAGUGAUGUCUUCCGUGAAGUUGGACUCCAGGAAGUGUUAGUUAACCUGCUCCACAAAUAUGCAGCACUGUUGAAAGACCCAACACAAGCACAUGGCGAGCAGGGUGAUGCCAAGAACAAUGUGGCUGAAGAUCAAAAACAGCUUGCCUGGCUUGUCAUGGAGACACUCACGGUCCUCUUGCAAGGCUCAAACACCAAUGCAGGAUUGUUCCGUGAGUUUGGUGGAGCCCGGUGUGUGCACAACAUUGUGAAGUACCGUCAGUGUCGUGAGCACGCUCUGAUGAUCAUUCAACAGCUGGUGCUGUCGCCUUCUGGAGAUGAUGACAUGGGUACUCUGCUCGGCCUUAUGCACUCUGCACCUUCAACAGAACUACAGCUCAAAACUGACAUUCUGCGGGCUUUGUUAGCAGUGCUGCGCGAGAGCCACCGUACACGCACCGUCUUUCGCAAGGUGGGAGGCUUUGUGUACGUGACCUCACUGUUGGUUGCCAUGGAGCGUUCUCUCUGUUCUCCUCCUGUCAGCGGCUGGGAGAAGGUCAACCAGAACAAAAUCUUUGAACUACUACACACCGUAUUCUGCACUCUAACAGCAGCCAUGCGUUACGAACCUGCCAACUCACACUUCUUUCGCACUGAGAUCCAGUAUGAGAAGCUGGCCGAUGCUGUGCGACUUUUGGGAUGUUUUUCUGAUGCUAAGAAAGUUGGUCCAGCAACCGUCUUCCCCUCAAAUGCCCAACCAUUCCAGCGGUUACUGGAAGAUGAGAUCAUACCAGCAGAAAAUGUGUGUCCCACACUCAAGCACUGCAGCAAGCUGUUCAUCUACCUGUACAAGGUGGCCACCGACUCUUUUGACAGUCGUGCCGAGCAGGUGCCCCCCUGCUUGACUCAUGAGACCUCGCUGCCCUCUCCUUGGGGCACCCCAGCAAUCGCCAGGAAGAGACAUGGCUAUCAUAGCUCAUCCAACUCUGCUCCUGGUAAAGUCCUAACGGACUUAAAGCUGCACUUGGGAAAUCCGUCGCAACACUCUUCAGACCCUGUAGUCAUCCACCCCGGAGCAGUGCUGGCAAUGCUGGACCUCCUACCCUCUGUUUCGUCUGACACACAGCCUGAGCACGCUCUGGACCUGCAGCUGGCGGUUGCUAACAUCCUGCAGCUGCUAGUGCAUUCAGAGAGGAACCAGCAGAUCCUGUGUGAGGCGGGUCUGCACUCACGUUUGCUUCAGCGCUGUAGUUGCGCUUUGGGAGAUGAAGAUCACCCACUUCACCCACCUCUGCAGAGGAUGUUUGAGCGACUGGCCUCCCAGGCCCUAGAGCCGAUGGUGCUAAGGGAAUUUUUACGACUUGGGAAUCCUCUGAAUUGCGGUGCCUGGGACAAAAAACUCCUGAAGCAGUAUCGGGUCCACAAGCCUAGCUCCCUAAGCUAUGAAGCUGAAAUGCGCAACAGCAUGACUCUGUCCAUGGAGGGUUUUGGGCCAGAUAGCGUGUUCACGAUUAACGAGGACAACAGCCAGUACCGGAUCAGCCGAAGUCUGGUGCGAUCGGCUGAGGGUAGCACUGUGCCCCUCACCCGAGUCAAGUGCCUGGUCUCCAUGACAACGCCCCAUGACAUCCGUCUCCAUGGAUCGUCCGUCACGCCAGCCUUCGUGGAGUUUGACACGUCAUUAGAGGGAUUCGGCUGUUUGUUUUUGCCCAGUUUGGCCCCUCACAACGCGCCGUCCAGUAAUGCUAACACAUCUGGAGUCAGUGACGGGGCAGUGGUCAGCGGCAUGGGAAAUGGCGAGCGUUUCUUUCCACCUCCAUCUGGCCUGAGCUACUCGACAUGGUUUUGCGUCGAGCGUUUCAGCACGCCACCCCAAAGCCAUCCUGUGCGUCUGCUCACUGUGGUGCGACGGGCCACCUCAUCUGAGCAGCACUACGUGUGCCUGGCCAUCGUGCUCUCCGCUAAAGACCGAUCUCUCAUUGUGUCCACUAAGGAAGAGCUACUUCAGACCUAUGUGGAUGACUUCAGUGAGGAGUCCUCCUUCUAUGAGAUCCUGCCCUGCUGUGCGCGCUUCCGCUGCGCUGACCUCAUCACCGAGGGACAGUGGCACCACCUGGUGUUAGUUAUGAGCAAGGGAAUGCUGAAGAAUAGCAUGGCGACUCUCUACAUCGAUGGCCAGAUGGUCAGCACUGUCAAGCUGCACUAUGUUCACAAUGCUCCCGGUGGCUCUUCCUCCACAAACCCACCUGUGGUGAGCACGGUGUACAGCUACAUCGGUGCACCACCGGCCCAACGCCAGCUCUCCUCUCUGGUCUGGCGACUGGGGCCCACUCACUUUCUGGAGGAGGUGCUGCCUGCUGCCAGUGUGGCUGCCAUCUAUGAGCUGGGACCCAAUUAUGUAGGCAGUUUCCAAGCUGUUUACCUGCCAUGUAAAGACUCAAAGACUGAGGCUGUGCCACCCUGUCCUGUUGGAUUGGUUCCUGAAGAGAAGGUCUCCUUCAGUAUCUUUGCUCAUUCUGUAUCUACUCUCACUGUGGCAAAGAUACGAAAAGUCUACAACAAGCUGGACAGCAAAGCCAUCGCCAAACAGCUGGGGGUCUCCUCUCAUGAAAGUGCCACACCAGUCAAACUCGUCCAUAAUGCAGUGGGCCAUCUCAACGGCUCGGCCAGGACCAUUGGAGCUGCAGUCAUCGGUUACCUGGGUGUGCGUGCCUUCGUAACCAAACCGGUCGCCACCAACCUUCAGUACAUCGGAGGAGCAGCUGCCAUUCUGGGCCUGGUUGCCAUGGCUUCAGACGUGGAGGGUCUCUAUGCUGCAGUAAAAGCAUUAGUGUGUGUUGUCAAGAGCAACCCACUAGCUAGCAAGGAGAUGGAGCGUAUCAAAGGCUACCAGCUGUUGGCCAUGCUGCUGAAGAAGAAACGCCCUCUGCUGAACAGCCAUAUUCUGCACUUGACCUUUUCCCUCGUUGGAACUGUCGAUAGUGGCCACGAGACCUCAAUUAUCCCCAACUCCACAGCCUUCCAGGACCUGCUGUGUGAUUUUGAGGUUUGGCUUCAUGCUCCCUAUGAACUGCACCUCUCUCUCUUUGAGCACUUCAUUGAACUUCUGACUGAAUCCAGUGAAGCUGCUAAGAAUGCCAAACUAUUGCGGGAGUUUCAGUUGAUCCCCAAACUGCUGCUGACUCUGAGGGAUCAAUCUCUGUCUCAGCCCACCAUCGCUGCCAUCGGCAAUGUCCUCAGUCUCUUGCUUCAAGGCUUUCCCAACUCAUAUGACCUACUCAGGUUUGGGCAGUUCAUCUCUUCAACAUUGCCAACAUUUGCAGUCUGUGAGAAGUUUGUCAUUAUGGAGAACACCAAUGAGGAGAAGAUCGACAGGGGAGCUGAUGAUGAGUUUGGAGGCCUCCUGUCAUCCAACUUGAUUCUUCUGCGGAACAGACUGCUAGACAUCCUGCUCAAACAGCUCUUCACCUGCAAAGAGAAGAACGUUGUUAAUGUACAGGCUUGUGAAGAACUUGUGCGCACCUUGGGUUUUGAUUGGUUGCUUAUGUUUAUGGAAGAACACAUUCACUCCAGCACAGUGACCGCAGCUCUCUUAAUCUUGGUGGUGUUGCUGAGUAACCAAUCCAUCCUGAUCCGGUUUAAAGAGGGCCUGACUGGAGGAGGAUGGCUGGACCACACUGACUCUGUGCUCACUAAUAAGAUUGGCACUGUUCUGGGUUUUAACGUUGGCCGCAGCGCAGGAGGCAGGUCGACAUUGCGUGAAAUCAACCGAGAUGCCUGCCAUUUCCCAGGAUUCCCUGUGUUGCAGACUCUGCUGCCCAAACAUACUAAUGUCCCAGAGAUCUACUUCAUGCUCAUGGCCCUUUUCCUCCAGCAGCCAAUCACAGAGCUGCCUGACAGCCUGCAGUUUGACCUGGACUCUAUCUGGACGACUAUAUUUGGCGUCCCAGCUUCCAGUGCUUCUGUGGUGGGCUCCAUUCACAACAUGUGUACUGAAGCAGCGUUCCUGCUACUGGCAAUGCUGCGCAGCAUGCUCAACCUGCCUUGGCAGUCAGAGGAGGAGGGUUCCUGGCUGAGAGAAUAUCCCAUCACUCUCAUGCAGUUUUUCCGUUACCUCUAUCACAACAUCCCAGAUCUGGCACACAUGUGGCACAGCCCGGACUUCCUGUGUACACUUGCUGCUACGGUUUUCCCCUUCAAUAUACGGCCUUACUCUGAGAUGGUGAGUGAUUUGGAUGAUGAAGGAAGCUCACCCACAGAAGAGUUCAAAGCCUUUGUGACGGAUACAGGCAUGAACCGUAGCCAGUCAGAAUACUGUAAUGUAGGCAAUAAAACCUACUUGACCAACCACCCAGCCAAGAAGUAUGUCUUCGACUUCAUGAGGGUCCUCAUCAUGGACAACCUGUGCAUGACACCUGCCAGCAAACAGACGCCCAUCAUUGAUCUUCUGCUAGAGGCCUCACCAGAGCGCUCCACCAGGACCCAGCAGAAAGAGUUUCAGUCAUACAUCCUGGACAGUGUGAUGGAGCAGCUUCUGGCAGCAGAUGUUCUGCUGGAUCAGGCACAAUAUAUGCAAAAACUUUCAUGGCAUGGUGAAGAGGCAUCAUUGCCAAUAACGACAGGAGGAAGUUACCAGAUCCUGGUCAACAAUGUGUUUUACUUCACACAGCGUGUGGUGGAUAAGCUUUGGCAGGGCAUGUUCAACAAAGAGUCCAAGCUCGUGGUGGAUUUCAUAGUUCAGCUGAUCACCCAGUCCAAACGGCGAUCACAGGGUUUGUCUCUGGACUCAAUCUACCAUUGUCUGAACCGAACAAUCCUCUACCAGCUCUCACGACCACACAAAACGGUCCCGCAACAGGUCACCCUGCUGGAUUCACUACGUGUGUUGACGGUAAACCGAAACCUUGUGCUGGGUCCCGGCAACCAUGACCAGGAGUUUGUGACUUGCCUGGCCCACUGCUUGAUCAGCCUGCAUACGGGGAGUAGUGUGGAGGGGUUUGGUUUGGAGGCGGAGGCCAGAAUGACCACCUGGCAUGUUGCGGUUCCUUCUGAGAAUGAGUCGGACAAUGUCCAGAGCCAGGAUGUUAGCGAAGGUCGUCAGUUGUUGCUCAAGGCAGUGAAUCGUGUGUGGACAGAGCUCAUGCACAGUAAGCGGCAAAUGCUGGAGGACAUUUUUAAAGUGUCUCUACCAGUCAAUGAUCGAGGACAUGUGGACAUCGCCACUGCUCGACCUGCUUUAGAGGAACCUGCUGCUAAAAGCUGGCAGAACCAUCUGGUCCAUGAGAAGAAAUGCAUCAGCAGGGGCGAGACCAUUGCCCCAAUGAAUCAGUCCAAACUGUCUCGAGUCAGCAGUGGCUUUGGUCUGUCCAAACUUACUGGUUCCCGUCGCAGCAAGAAGGAAAGUGGAAUGAACAAGAACAAUCUUUCUGCACAGGAGACCUUUCAGUGGAUGUUCACGCACAUUGCUGUGGUCCGGGACUUGGUAGCAAUGCAGUACAAGGAGCAUCAAGAGAGACAGCAGAAUGCACUGAAAUAUGUGAUGGAUGAGUGGGCAGGGAUUGAAUAUGAGCUGCUUCGUGAGAGGGGCCUCUGGGGGCCUCCUAUUGGCUCCCACCUGGACAAGUUUCAGUUGGACAUGACUGAGGGACCCUGCAGAAUGAGGAAGAAGAUGGUUCGGAACGACAUGUUUUACAUCCAUUAUCCCUAUGUGCCUGAUCCUGAACCCAACACAAGCACUCAGAAUCAAUCACAGGUGCCAUUAAUGGGCGCAAUGGUUAACAUACCAGUCCAGAAACCGGCGCGUUACAGACGAGCGAUAAGCUAUGACAGUAAGGAGUAUUACAUGCGGCUGCUGUCAGGGAACCCGGGGAUGUAUCAGCACUCCAUAGAGCAGAACACAGAGGGAGAGACCACACAGCAGGAGCCUGAACAUGGAGAGGACACCAUCGCAAGGGUCAAAGGUCUGGUUAAGGCCCCUUUAAAGCGGUCCCGCUCUACAGCGGAUGGAGCUGAUGAGGACAGUCAAGACCAGCUGCAGGAGUUGCUGGAGUCAGGAGCUAUGGACGAGGAGCAGAAAACUGACAACACCACGCUGCUCCGCCUGCUGGAGGAGGGAGAGAAGAUCCAGCACAUGUACCGCUGUGCUCGAGUUCAAGGUCUGGACACCAGUGAAGGGCUGCUCCUUUUGGGAAAGAACAUUUCUAUGUGA
Carassius auratus (goldfish) is the source of this 7942-nucleotide messenger RNA. RefSeq names its product WD repeat and FYVE domain-containing protein 3-like. The coding region runs from base 209 to 7942 and encodes 2577 amino acids. Gene Ontology annotation, biological process: aggrephagy. The record is from RefSeq and is a predicted model, not a curated record. Lineage: Eukaryota; Metazoa; Chordata; Actinopteri; Cypriniformes; Cyprinidae. The transcript has 47 exons.